AGGGCAUGAAAGACUCGGCAAACCUUCCCCGCGAGAGUUCACGGAACGCCACGUGCAGGGAAGAGAGCUCCGUCGCAAUGCGACUUGCUGGAUUUCUUCUUCGUCAACACCAUGGGACCAUGGGUAGGUACAGUGAAGAGUGCCUUGCCUCUUUUUUUCUAUUCUGCUUUUCCAGGGGACCAACGAGUCAACCCGACGCGAGGGAGGCCCUUCCUUGCCUCCGGCCGGUGUCCCAAGUCUGAGCGCCUACCAGAUCUUUAUGCCUCAGGGUGGUAUACACCAAUAGCAUUCGCAGACGGACGAAGACUGCAGUUUCAGGAGUCGAUCUCUUCGUCCAGGGGUCCAUCGGCGGGGCGACGCCGAGGGGGAGAGAGAGCAAGGCUCAAGCCCAGCUGUGAUGGGGAUCUGGGAAGAUCAUGGAUGUUCGAGGCAGGGUGGAGGACACACCUUGGUCUGGGGCGGAAAGCGGGAGGAACGUUUGCCCAGAUACCUACCUACUUGCAAGGUCAGGCAGGCUUGAUGCCGACUUGUCAGUUCAGUAGCCGCAGUAGUUCGUUUGGGAAAGUUGUUGUCAGUGUGGCCGUGGCAGGCAGGAUCUGACAUAACGGGAUCUCACACGAUUUACCAGAGAAGGGCGGACGACGGGCAGACGGGUAGGAACAACCGGCUACAGAGGCAAAGCUCGGUUGCGAGAUGGAGAGAGAUGGACGGAUUCCAUGCAGCUCAAGAGGCUAUGUCGGCGCUUCUUCGUCCACAGACGCGGACUAGAGCAGUCAAGGCAUG
Colletotrichum phormii is the source of this 783-nucleotide messenger RNA. RefSeq lists its product as uncharacterized. NCBI's taxonomy places the organism in Eukaryota, Fungi, Ascomycota, Sordariomycetes, Glomerellales, Glomerellaceae. The record is from RefSeq and is a predicted model, not a curated record. Bases 112 to 600 code for a protein of 162 amino acids. The transcript is spliced from 2 exons.